AUGGAUGAUAAUUUGAAGGAAUAUGAGAAGUUGAAAGCUGAACUAAAGAAAUCCAUAGCUACCAAGAAUAAAUUAGAGGAUGAUUUCGAACGUUUAGAACAAGAAAUCUACGAUACGGAAACUGAAUAUUUCUCUGGCAAUAACACAACUAGCAAUACGGGCAUUGCUGGUAAUAGGUUCUCAUAUGGUGGUAAUAUUAUCAAAGGUUUUGAUGGGUUCAACAAGUCGCAUCACCACUCAGCGGGUCACGAUUCUCAUAACCGUGGAUUUAGUAAUGACGAUCGUAUCUUCUCUCUGAGUAGUGCAAUUUUCGUCAAGCAACAGCAGCAAAUGGAUGAUUGGGAAGUUGAUUAG
This is a messenger RNA of Zygosaccharomyces rouxii, 354 nucleotides long. It is a transcript of the gene EAF6, whose product is annotated as Eaf6p. NCBI's taxonomy places the organism in Eukaryota, Fungi, Ascomycota, Saccharomycetes, Saccharomycetales, Saccharomycetaceae. The record is from RefSeq and is a predicted model, not a curated record. Bases 1 to 354 code for a protein of 117 amino acids. Gene Ontology annotation, cellular component: NuA4 histone acetyltransferase complex. The transcript has a single exon.